This is a messenger RNA of Pteropus alecto (black flying fox), 1535 nucleotides long. It is a transcript of the gene CDIPT, whose product is annotated as CDP-diacylglycerol--inositol 3-phosphatidyltransferase. The coding region runs from base 355 to 996 and encodes 213 amino acids. Gene Ontology annotation, molecular function: CDP-diacylglycerol-inositol 3-phosphatidyltransferase activity. Gene Ontology annotation, cellular component: Golgi apparatus; membrane. The transcript is spliced from 6 exons. Gene Ontology annotation, biological process: phosphatidylinositol biosynthetic process. The record is from RefSeq and is a predicted model, not a curated record. NCBI's taxonomy places the organism in Eukaryota, Metazoa, Chordata, Mammalia, Chiroptera, Pteropodidae.
CCUUCCUCAAAUUUCGCAAGCGCGAGCGCAGAAGAGUAGGUUCCCGGAAGCCCAGCACAGCUGCAGCAGCAGGGGCCGCAGCUGGAGGCUGCAGUGCCUGAGGGGCGGGCAAAGGCGAGGAUCUGCCCAUAGGAAGGACGGGGCGUCUUCGCCCCCCGCGCCCCGCGCACAUCUGGGGCGGCCCAUGCUCCGGCCUUCAGCGAGCUUUAACAUCUGGGGCCAGAAGGGAGCAGCCGGGUCCUGCGCGCAGUUGGCGCGGCAGAUGCGCCGGGCCGGAAGGUGAGGCCGUGCGGCGGGGCUGGGACAGAGCUGGCACCUCCGGAUCGGGCCCUGGGUGGCAAGGGGGCCGCCGCGAUGCCAAGCGAAAAUAUCUUCCUGUUUGUGCCUAACCUCAUCGGUUAUGCCCGGAUUGUCUUCGCCAUCAUUUCUUUCUACUUCAUGCCCUGCUGCCCCCUCACGGCCUCCUCCUUCUACCUGCUCAGCGGACUUCUGGACGCUUUCGAUGGACACGCCGCUAGAGUGCUUAAUCAAGGGACCCGAUUUGGGGCCAUGCUGGACAUGCUGACAGACCGCUGCUCCACCAUGUGUCUGCUGGUCAACCUGGCCCUGCUGUACCCUCGCGCCACCCUUCUAUUCCAACUCAGCAUGAGCUUGGAUGUGGCCAGCCACUGGCUGCACCUCCACAGUUCUGUGGUCCGAGGCAGUGAAAGUCACAAGAUGAUUGACCUGUCUGGAAAUCCAGUGCUUCGCAUCUACUACACCUCCAGGGCUGCCUUGUUUACCCUGUGUGCUGGAAACGAGCUCUUCUACUGCCUCCUCUACCUAUUCAGUUUCUCCGAGGGACCUUUAGUUGGCUCUGUGGGUCUUUUCCGAAUGGGCCUCUGGAUCACAGCUCCUAUCUCCUUGCUCAAGUCCCUCAUCAGUGUCAUCCACCUGAUCACAGCUGCCCGAAAUAUGGCUGCCCUGGAUGCGGCAGACCGUGCCAAGAAGAAGUGACUCUAGAACCUCCAGCCCCUGGCUACCCACCUGCCCUGGGAGUCUCACUGUGCUAUGUGGCUCCCCUCUCCCUCCUAGGAGGUCCAGGCUCACAUCUGGGUCACUGGGAAGGGGGUCAGUCUCUGAUGAUGUCGUAUUCUUCAUAAUCCUGAAGGCCAGUCCCUCCCCUGUGAUCCCCAAGGACCUGGACUCCCAAGUCAGGAAGGCUGCUCAGGAGGCCCCACCCACAUGGGCGGUGCUUCCGGGGCACCUAGAGGCCUGUCUGAAGACUGGCCAUUGUCAUACCUGCUGGCCUGGCCCUGGGGUCUGGCUUGGCCUGAGACUUUACGGACACUUGAGUGAGGGGGAUGGGGUAGGGGCCAGGUUUCCCAAAAAGCAGAGUCAGACUUCUGCCCCCAGCCAGAGGAAGGCUGCAGGUACUGUGGCCAGGAGAGAAGGAGCCAUCUAGAUCUCUUCCUGUUGUGGUGUCCUCUAUCUGAUCUAUCCUAGCUCUGAAAGCCUCAAUAAUAAAGAUGGGGGCUUCACUGUCCUGGACUUCA